Molecule: messenger RNA, 2096 nt
Organism: Linum trigynum
Lineage: Eukaryota; Viridiplantae; Streptophyta; Magnoliopsida; Malpighiales; Linaceae
Source: the annotation of a GenBank genome assembly
CAUUUCAUUUAGCUGCCAAAACUAGUCAUCCAAGCGAUAAAAAAACACAAUGUCACAUUUCAUUCCCGUAUUUCGCUCUGCAAACUACAUUUGGCAUUUGGCACAUAAGAAAUUACUGGAUUUCAAUCUCAAGGCCAAAUAAGCGAGGCGAUGGCGCUGACAAUUUUGACUUGGGAGUCAAGGCCCAAUAAGGCGGCCCGCACACCCUGUUCCUUUGUUCUAUAUUUUAACGUAAUCCAUCCUCCCUAAUCUUUUUUUUUUUUUUUUGGAAAAGAGAACACAUUAGAAGAAAAUACUUGAUGAUAAUCUUUUUUUGCCCACCAACCACGCCUUGUAAAUCAGUCAUUAAGACCUGUUUUCUAAUGACAAAAUGACUAAACAACAGUUUAAUAAUCUGCCCUCAAUUCACUAAAAUUUCAAAUAAACAAAUAUAAGAAGUUUUACUACUGCGCCAUUCCUCAGCGAUUAGCCGAACAGGACGAAACUCACAUUACCAGAAUCCAACCUUCUAAAUAUGCCGCCCACGCCAUGAUCCUUUUCCCGUAUUAUAAAUUGCUGUCCAGACAAAAAAAGACGCACAAUAUAUAGAUUGAAAAUUGAUAGGGCUCACUUGUUGGUAGCUGCUGUUCGUUGUCUGCAACCAACAGCCGAGCAAAUCAAUUUCCCCAAUGGCCAUGGCCGCGGCCACCAAUUUCUGCGCAUCUGCUUCAAUCUCCUCCACUAAGAAAAAAACUCCUCCUUCGUUACAGGGUCGGACUUGCUCCCUGCCUUCGACGCAUCAUCAUUUUCUCUCUGCCGGCCGGAGACCAGCCAGACUUUCCGUGACGGCGACGGCUGCGCCGCCCAGCGCAGUUCAACAGGUCGAUGGGGCUACAACCUCCGGCAAAGCUUCCAAGGCUCUGCCUUUUAGAGUGGGACAUGGGUUCGAUCUCCACCGGCUGGAGCCUGGCUACCCUUUGAUCAUCGGCGGGAUUAACAUUCCUCACGAGAGAGGCUGUGAGGCUCACUCCGACGGAGAUGUAUUGCUGCACUGCGUUGUGGAUGCGAUAUUGGGAGCACUGAGUCUGCCUGAUAUUGGGCAGAUAUUCCCUGAUAAUGAUCCUAAGUGGAAGGGAGCUGCUUCUUCUGUUUUCAUCAAAGAAGCUGUGAGACUGAUGCACGAGGCCGGUUAUGAGAUUGGAAACUUGGAUGCCACCUUGAUCCUUCAACGACCGAAACUGAGCCCGUUCAAAGAAGCCAUCAGGGCCAACUUGUGUGAACUGCUAGGAGCAGACCCAGCUGCUGUGAACUUGAAGGCCAAAACCCACGAGAAGGUCGACAGUCUGGGGGAGAACAGAAGUAUUGCAGCCCAUACCGUCGUUCUCCUAAUGAAGAAGUGAUGUUGCCAAACUCCAUUAUAGCUGCCGAUCCCUAAAACAUGGAAAUUGUUGUACUUCUUCUUUAGCAUGUUGUAAGCUUUGACAAACAAUACCUUCUAGCAGUCGAAUCAAUAAUCUCUUUUGCGUUCAUAGUUGUCUUGUAAGAUCUUUUUUAAGAUUAUAGAGUAUAAGAGGAGCAUUGUGUAGCUUCCUUUGCAAAAGAUUCUACUCGAAAUCGAGUUCCCAGUGUAUUUCGAAACUUCUUCCUGAGGUGAUACAGAAAAACCUUCUUCCUGAAAGUAACAUGAGAAAUCUUUCUAAACCUGUGGCGUUUCGUAUGAGCAAGACUGAAGUUUUUCUCAAUCGACUGGACUGGUUCUGUCAUCUGUGGACUGGUUGAUCUUCAAGCUCCAUGCUGCGAAAUCGACUGCCCCACAAACUCAGCAUCCGUGGUACGAGUUGGCCUGUCGUAGGCCAGUUGAAUUAGAACCAAUUAGGCCCUAGGCCCAAGGCCCAAAAGGAUUAUUUAGAGAUCCAGCGACCGAGCACAGCGUUCAACACCCUUUUGCGUAAGGCACAAGCCUUCCAUCUACCUCUUGCCCAAGCAGAACUUCCACAUAAUCUUACGGAAAGCCCAAUGGAAUUUUUCCUCCAAAAGAUCACUCGUAUUAUCGAGAAAACAGUCAUAUACAAAAGAGUCACAUAGCUGAAAACAACCAAAAAACAAAAUUGAACCCC